This is a messenger RNA of Pipistrellus kuhlii (Kuhl's pipistrelle), 866 nucleotides long. RefSeq names its product thymic stromal lymphopoietin (gene TSLP). Gene Ontology annotation, molecular function: cytokine activity. NCBI's taxonomy places the organism in Eukaryota, Metazoa, Chordata, Mammalia, Chiroptera, Vespertilionidae. The transcript has 2 exons. The record is from RefSeq and is a predicted model, not a curated record. The coding region runs from base 225 to 515 and encodes 96 amino acids.
UCCCAGGCGCUGCACUCGGACCCAGUCCUCCUCUCUGUCCCUCGCCGGCUGCUCCUCUCCGAGGCCCCUUCUGCGCCCCCGUCCGCGGGGUCCUCAGCCCGCUCCCCACCCGAGUCCCCUGGGCUGCGUCCCCGGUUCCUUCCCACCUCCCCGCUGCUCCUUCUGCUCCUUGCUUAUCGACUCUGUUUCUUUGUUUUUCAUACCCCUACCCCCCACCCCGUGGCAUGUUCUCCUUUUCUCCGACCCGUCGUCUCCGCCGCUGGGAGCAGCCGGACUGCCUCGCCAAGAUCGAGCGCCUCACCCUCCAUCCCGCCCCCGGCUGCAAGUCACUGCCCGCGGGAUUGACAGCUAGAACGGAAGCUACGCUCACAAGCUAUUGCCCAGGCUACUUCCCAACGCAGAAAAAUAAUUCCCAGGCAACGAAGAAAAGGAAGAAAAGAGGAGACACAAUAAAUGGAUGCCAGAAAAUAGUCUCAAACUUAAUAGGAUUGUGGGGUCGAUUCAUGCGUCUUUAAUAGAGACAAAAGUGAACCUUCAUUGAAGUCGUAUUUCACAGCAACAAAAUAGAUCAUCCUUAUUAGGUAGAUGGAAGGCUAAUUCUGUGACAUUUAAAAGAUCACUACUAGUUUUUUUUUUUAAUUAAAGAAGGGUUUCUUAACUUAUUUUUUGAAACUUUUAUUGUUUAAUAUUGAUUUAUAAUGUGGGGGGAGAUACUACCCCUCAAAUGUCAGGGACACUUCAGUAGCAUUGAUGUCUGAACCACUGGCUUUGUGACAGUAAUUCUCAGCUGGAAUUACAUAGGCCUUAUUCAGGGGAAGAAUCUAAAAGUAUAGUAGGAGGAGAGCUAUUUCUCUUCUAAAAGAAAA